AUGUCUACUCUUGAGAACCCCAAACCCGAGGACAAUCCUCAUCACCCAGCCAGUCCGUAUUUCAUUCAGCCUGGGGAGAAUGCCUCAUCUCCAUUAGUCCCUGAGUUACUCACCACCGAAAACUAUAUUACCUGGUCUCGCUCCAUGCGCAGAGCUCUAAACAUAAAAAAUAAGCUCGGUUUCCUCGAGAGUAAGAUUUCCAAACCUCUGGAUUCAGAUCCUUUGUUCCUCCCAUGGGAAAGAUGCAAUGACAUGAUCAUUGCAUGGCUCCAAAAUUCUGUUGGUCCAGAUCUUCGACCCAUGAUUGCCCAUGCCGAGACAGCAGCAGAGGUAUGGAGUGAUCUCCGUGAGCGCUUCUCUAUAAAGAACGCUCCUCGCAUUUUCCAACUCACGAAGGCCGUGUCUUCCUUAACUCAAGAUACUGAUUCUGUGAGCAUUUAUUACAAUAAGCUCAAAGGGUAUUGGGAUGAACUCGAGGUAUACGAGCCCAUGCCUCUGUGUACCUGCAGAUCUGUCAAGACUCUCAUGGAAUAUCAUCAUUGUCACAAGGUCAUGCAGUUCUUAAUGGGACUUCAGGAUUCCUAUGAUGCUAUCCGUGCUCAAAUACUUUUGUCUGAUCCACUUCCAUCAUUAAACCGUGUUUUUUCUCUCAUUCAACAAGAAGAGAGACGUCGGCAACUCCAUUAUGCACCAACACCAGCACCAACUACGAUGGUCACACGAGGACCAGAUCCAAGGCUUUCGUCGUCCUCACACAAGGAACGUUUAUAUUGCUCUCACUGCAACAUUUCAGGACAUUCCCUUGAGCGUUGUUUCAAAGCUAAUCCCAACCUUCCAGUUUGCUCUCACUGCCGUAUACCAGGCCAUACCAAAGAUAAAUGUUAUCGGUUGAAUGGUUAUCCUUCAAGCCACAAAAAUGGCCCCAAGUCCAAAUACAUUGCUAAUAUUGUUUCUCUUGAGCAGGAGCAAAAUCAUAAUGGCUCGCCCAUUACUCAAGAACAAUAUAGCAAGCUUCUGGCCUUACUCCAACCAUCUUCAUCCUCCACCAUUGACAACACACCUGCAGCUGUAAACCAAGCGCAACUUCUCCACUCCCCCACCAUGUCUGGUAACAGUUCCUGUUUCUUAACACACAACAGCACAAGCACCUCAUCCCCACAGUGGAUUCUCGACACUGGGGCAACAGACCAGAUGGUCUCCAGUCCCAAUUUUUUUACACACAAUAUCACUCGUGUUAGUCACUCAGUUAAACUUCCCAAUGGACCUUUCAACUUUGAUGACGACUAG
Molecule: messenger RNA, 1287 nt
Organism: Carya illinoinensis
Lineage: Eukaryota; Viridiplantae; Streptophyta; Magnoliopsida; Fagales; Juglandaceae
Exons: 2
Coding region: 1-1287 (428 amino acids)
Source: RefSeq, a predicted model, not a curated record